This is a messenger RNA of Anopheles marshallii, 1023 nucleotides long. Its product is annotated as coiled-coil domain-containing protein 130 homolog. The record is from RefSeq and is a predicted model, not a curated record. Bases 1 to 1023 code for a protein of 340 amino acids. Gene Ontology annotation, biological process: mRNA splicing, via spliceosome. The transcript is spliced from 2 exons. NCBI's taxonomy places the organism in Eukaryota, Metazoa, Arthropoda, Insecta, Diptera, Culicidae. Gene Ontology annotation, cellular component: post-mRNA release spliceosomal complex; U2-type spliceosomal complex.
AUGGGAGAACGCAAGGGACAAAAUCUGUAUUAUCCACCGGAUUACGAUCCAAAAGCCGGUGGUUUGAACAAAUGGCAAGGAACACACGCGUUGCGGGAACGCGCCCGCAAAAUCCAUCUCGGCAUCUUGAUUAUCCGGUUCGAGAUGCCGUAUAACAUUUGGUGCGAUGGGUGCAAAAACCACAUAGGCAUGGGUGUGCGAUAUAAUGCGGAGAAGAAAAAGGUCGGCAUGUACUAUUCCACGCCCGUGUACCAGUUCCGGAUGAAAUGCCACCUGUGUGACAAUCACUUUGAGAUCAAAACCGAUCCACAGAAUCUCGAUUAUGAGAUUGUUUCCGGUGCGCGACGCCAGGAAAAUCGAUGGGAUCCGACACAAAACGAGCAGAUCGUACCGGAAACGAAGGAAGUGCAACGCAAAUUGUUCGACGAUGCUAUGUACAAGCUGGAACAUGGAGCGAAAGACACGAAGGCGGCUGAAGAUGCCAAACCCGUGCUGGGGCGAUUGUUUCAACGUAACGAUUCCGUUUGGCGGGAUGAUUUCGAAGCGAACAGUCGAUUACGGGCACAGUUUAGGACACGGAAAAAGGAGUUAAAACUUCAAGAGGAAAAGGACAAUGCCUUGCUGGUACGUUCCAGCCUAGCGGUUGCCUUGCUGCCGGAAAGUGAUAACGAUCGACGUAUGGCACAACUGAUGCGAUUACACUCUUCAAAAACAGUACACGAAAAAGACAAAGAACGGCGCAACGCUAUUCUUAAUCGACCCGUGCUGCCCUCGACUUCGUCUAGCAAAUCGACAAUAGUCGCCAAGCUAGAACCCAAAAGUUUAGGUAUCGUAAAACGAUCAGCAACUAGCUCUGGAGAGGUAUCCACCAAACAAUCAGUGGAGGAAAAACGGCCCAAGGUGGCGACGAUAGUAGUUCCUGAAACGAAUGUUGAAGAACCAAAUGCAUCCAAGACUGAGGGCGAAACUCGCCCUCAACUGCUGCUGUGCAACUAUGGAUCCGGAUCUAGUGAUAGUGAUUAA